Molecule: messenger RNA, 2593 nt
Organism: Jaculus jaculus (lesser Egyptian jerboa)
Lineage: Eukaryota; Metazoa; Chordata; Mammalia; Rodentia; Dipodidae
Gene: Vps37b
Product: VPS37B subunit of ESCRT-I
Exons: 4
Coding region: 14-871 (285 amino acids)
Biological process (GO): protein targeting to membrane; ubiquitin-dependent protein catabolic process via the multivesicular body sorting pathway; protein targeting to vacuole
Cellular component (GO): ESCRT I complex
Source: RefSeq, a predicted model, not a curated record
CGGAGACGCGGCUAUGGCGGGCGCCGCGAACGAGGCGCGCUUCGCCGGGCUGUCGCUGAUGCAGCUGCACGAGCUGCUGGAGGACGAGGCGCAGCUCGCCGACAUGGUGCAGAAGAUGGAGGAGACGCAGACUGUUCAGCUUAACAAAGAAAUGACACUUGCCAGCAACCGGAGUCUGGCAGAGGGAAACCUUCUGUAUCAGCCCCAACUGGACACUCAGAAAGCACGUUUGACCCAAAAAUACCAGGAACUCCAGGUUCUCUUUGAAGCCUAUCAGAUUAAGAAAACCAAAUUAGAUAAACAGUCUAACAAUGCUUCCUUGGAGACUCUGUUAGCACUUCUUCAAGCAGAAGGGGCCAAGAUUGAGGAAGACACAGAGAACAUGGCAGAACAGUUUCUAGAUGGAGAGCUUCCUCUAGAUGCCUUCAUUGAUGUCUAUCAGAGCAAGCGGAAGCUGGCGCACAUGAGACGGGUGAAGGUGGAGAAACUCCAGGAGCUGGUGCUGAAGGGGCAGAGACUCCCGCAGGCCCCGGCCCCAUUGCCACCCAGGGUGUCUGAGCUGUCGCCUGCUGCCCCUCUGCCCUAUCCCUCCCUGGAGGCCAGCGGACCCCCCUCUGUCAUGCCUCGGCGGAUCCCACCACCACCACCCCUGGUGUCUGCAGGACGCUUAGCCACUCCAUUUACUGCUGCCAUGGGCUCAGGACAGGCUGUUCCAUACCCAGGAUUACAGUGCCCACCUCUGCCCCCCCGGGUGGGCCUCCCUCCUCAGCAAGGAUUCUCCACACAGCUGGUGUCACCAUACCCACCAGCACUUCCUCAAAGACCCCCACCACGGCUGUCUCCACACCAGCCUGGCUUCAUCCUCCAGUGAAUUCUGUCACCUUUCUGGGAGAAGCCCUCCGAUGGAGGUGCCAGGCUCUGCAAAUGGAGGCUGCAAGGUCCAGCUGCUGGCCUGAGCAUGGGCUUGGGUGCCAGCAUGUCCAUCUAAUUUUAGAAUUGUAGGUCAGUGGUAAGUAGUAGAGACCAGGUUUUUGUGCACCAAGGGAGUUCUGUGCAUGCCAGGCCAUAGCUUGGCAUGCCUGUGCAUCAUGUUAGUUUGUGUUCUGGGUAUGAUUUCUAAAUAUAGUAUUGACCAACUCAUGCAUUUGGGAAGGUAAAGCUUCUCCCCUCUCCCAUUUGCGAUCAUGAUCUUCCCAUUGCAGCUUUAUUUCAUAAGCAUGCUUAUCUGUUUUGUUUUCAAGUGUCAACCCACCAGCUGCUGCGGCUCUGGUAUGGACUGGUCUGCACUGGCCCACUCACAACAUGUGUCCACAGCCAGGCCAUGAUGGGCAGCUGUGCUGCUCACUGAGACUGUGUGGGGCGGGCCAUAACAGUCACUCCACCCUUCCCCGAACCUGGAUGCUUCUUGUACUUCAAAGCCAUGAGCACCAUUUGCACUUGGCCGCUGCGGUGUUCAGAGGCCAGGUGAGCAAUGGCCUGCGGUGCACACUGACCCUUCCUCCCUCAAGCUGACCCUGAGGGUUUCUAUGGAAAACUUCUCACCCAGUGUUUUUACUACAUGUGUGAUUUUCCUGUUUUUUAUAUUUGGAAAAGAAACUUUUUUGACACACUCAAUACCAUUCAGGGAACCUUUUAAAAAAAAUGCAAGUGGUGUUUUGAGCAGAAGAAAUGCAGAUGAGGUGAAUGCAAUUUGUUUUCAUGCAAACAGUGUAUGGUCAUACCUACGGGUGCCCAUGCUGUGCCUUAGCUUCACUUGGUGCCAGGACUCAGAUGCCUGAAUGGCUGCCCUGUUAGGUCCCAGAAGUCCUGCAUUCCCAGGUGGGCUUAUCCAAGGUCAUUGCUUUGUGACUGAUGGGGAAAGUCCAACCUCUUAUCAAGCAGGAUACACUCUGGCUGGCAGCUAGGCCUCAGGGCCAGUGGUGCUGCAGGCGUUGGGCAAGGCAUGGGAGGAUUUGGAAAAAGCACAGCCCAUAGGAUAGACAACGUGUCAGCCCCUCCUUCCCCCUGGGAUCUCAUCCACAGGUGCCACGUUGCAGAAUUCCCAGGGCCCAGCUGGGGGAGGGGCAGCACUUCACACCUGCUCACAGUUCUGUGCUCAUUGGUAGAAUUUACAGUUCCACCCUUAACCCUGCCCCUAUCACCUGAGUCAGGCAGCUAGGACUCAAUCUGUGACCAGCUGCCAGUUGGCUGCAAUCCAAGGUGACAGAAUCAAGGCAGAACUGACACUGAGCCUGUCCCAGGCAAAGCCACCAGUUUUUGUCCUCAACUUCUCUACCCCGCCCUGGACUUCUGUAUCAUAACCGUUUUGUAAAGAAACAAAGCUGUAUGGGAUGAUUCACUGCCAUCCAAACAGGUGGGUUUGCUACAUUCUGUGAAUCUCAAGAGACGGUGCCACCUCACCUGGAUACCUCUGUCACCAGCUGCUGUCAGGAGUGCCCACAGCCAGGCCAUGGGCCAUAGCCAAACAGGGGCUCUAUGUAUGUGUUGUGAAGGGGCCACCAGGUUGGCCUUGCCAUUGCUGCCUGGGACCAUCAGUUAUUGGGGCUGAAAAACUGUAGGACUCUUCUUAAUAAAUUGAGAAUUAUUCAUUUCA